ACGCUGACCUCCAGCAAAAUGUGAAAAAAUUGAGUUCUCUGAAGCACUGGGUUCUUCUCCUCCACAAUAACAAAUUUACAAAUUUCAGGUGUUUGAUUCAAUUUUCUGCUCCACAAAAAACAGUUUGAAUUCUUUCUUUGCAUUCCAAAGAUGCCAAAUCCUCAAAGUCUCCUGCUUUAUCCUCAACGAAUGCCUUUUCCCCUCUCUGCUUUCCUUAAACGGACAUGAAACUCUCACACUGCACACUCUACUCCACAUGGCCUCGCUCGUCACUUUCCUGCACUUCCCUUCGCUUUCCUCCUCCCCAAACACCUUCUGCAUCUCGCCAAAACGGUGCCGUCUCCAUUUCAAGGCUCAGAUUUCAGUCAACGGCACUCAGAAGCCGGCCGGCGUAGCCGUCGUUUGGCUAAAGCACGACCUCCGGAUCGACGACCACCCCGCCCUCCUCGCCGCUUCCAACCACUCCGCCGUGGUUCCAAUCUAUGUCUUCGAUCAUCGCAUCAUCUCCCGUUUUCCCGAGAAAAUGCAAGAAACGGUUUUGAUUGCUUUGCAAGAUUUGAGAAGCUCGUUGAAGGAUAAAGGUGCGAACUUGAUGAUUCGGUUGGGGAAUGCCGAAUAUGUGAUUCAACAGCUUGUAAAAGAGGUUCAGUUUGUUAGUACGGUAUAUGCCGAGGAGGAGGUGGAGUAUGGCUUAAGGAAGAUGACUGAUAGUGUCAGGGACACCUUGACGGCAACGCGGUCUUCCCCCAACUUUGUGCUGUGGCGGACUCCGUUUUAUGAUGUGAAGAGCUUGAAGGGUAUUCCAGAUUCAUACGAUGAAUUUACCAAACUUAGAUUGCCAGUAACUUUGCCACUGUCGCCCGCAACAUUAACUGGUCGAAACAUGGAAGUGGAUUGGGGUCCCAUCCCCACAUUUAAUGAUUUGAAACAAUUUAUCAAAGAAAAUCCAUGCAAAAUGGAAGAGAGUUGGAAUUCAAUGAAAGAGAUGUGCGCUGAAACAAUUUUGAUGAAGGAAUUUUUGAAGCCUGGGCAAAGAAAUCUAAAUAAUUCGAGUUCUAGACAUGUCCAGGUCCCAUCAAAGAAGCUUGAGAAUUCUAUGUUUGUCACUACAAAGGGAAAUUCUCUGGGAGGGGGGACGAGUAACGCAUUGAAAACUUUGGGUGCAUACUUGAGAUAUUUGGAGGGAACAGAACGUGAUCACUACUGGUGGGAAAUACAUGAACAGAUGCCCUGUGCUGAAAGUCGGGAUGGAGCUUCAUUUACUACACUCUUUGGUCCUGCCCUUUUUCUUGGCAUCCUAUCCAGAAGAAGAGUAUAUUUUGAAGCUCUCAAGUAUAAGAAAGAACGAGAUUCUGGAUUUCUGUCUCCUUUUGGAUAUUCAUCCUCUACAAUUGCCGCAACUGUUGAUUCGGUGUGCUCAAUGGAGUGGUAUUUGCUUGUCGCUCUAAAAAGUCAGUUAAGUGAUGACAGAAGAUUUCGUAUUCGUAUCUGGAGAUGGAAAGGCUAUCUAAUUCAGUAUACAGUUGUGGGUGAAGAAGGUCCUGCUACUCUUCUGGUUCAUGGUUUUGGAGCCUUCUUGGAGCAUUACCGUGACAACAUACGCGCCAUUGCUGAAGGUGGAAACAGAGUAUGGGCCAUCACGCUAUUAGGAUUUGGCAAAUCGGAAAAGCCAAAUAUUGAAUACACUGAACUCGUGUGGGCAAUGCUUAGAGAUUUCAUUAUUGAAGUUGUGGGUGAACCAGCACAUCUGGUUGGGAACUCAAUUGGUGGUUAUAUUAUUGCAAUUGUCGCUCGUCUUUGGCCUGCUUUGGUCAAAUCUGUGGUUCUUAUCAACAGUGGUGGGAAUGUUAUUCCAGGAUAUUCCUCUGUGUUGUUCGCCAAAGAGAGAAGAACUUCGGGUGCUUCAUGGCUAGGUGCUAAAUUCCUUUUGUUCUACUUAAGGUUGACACUCAAGGACAUAGUGAAGAAUUGCUACCCAUCUAAAACAGAGCGAGUUGACAGUUGGCUUAUUGAUGAAAUGCUAAGAGCAUCAUACGAUCCCGGGGUGGCAGUGGUCCUUGAAAGCGUUUUUAGCUUCAAUCUCUCAAUCCCUCUUAAUUAUCUCUUGGAUGAAUUCAAGGACAAAGUUAUGAUUAUACAGGGAAUGAGAGAUCCAAUAUCGGACUCCAAGUCAACAGUGGCUAUGCUUAAAGAGCAUUGUGCUGGGUUCAUCGUCAAGGAGUUGGAUGCCGGUCAUUGCCCGCACGACGAAGUGCCCGGUGAAGUGAAUUCAAUUAUUCGUGAAUGGAUAGUGAACCUGAGCAGUAAACUUCCGGCUGUUAGCUUCAAGUAGUUUACUAUACGCUACAAAAUCCAUGUUGAUGUGUAAGAAAACAUGUUACUCCAACAUUGCCCGGGCAACGCCAGCGCAAAAUCCCCACGGCUGUUAGGGCGGCUACGCUUGACAUUGUUUCCUACAAGAUGAGCACUUCAGCUCCCUCAAUUUCAUUCCUUGUGUUGCUGUUUAGUUGACUAGUUCUUCAGAACUCAAUGUUCACAACAGCGGCUGUUCACUGUACCUCCUCCCCCAACUUCAUUUCGUCGCAAAGACAGGUGAUAUCAGGAGCUAUUCCUCCAUUACAAUCCCUCAAAAUCCCAUCACCUACAAGAUCGUUUAACAACAGCGGAUCCUCGUGACACAGCUUCUGCCAUAUCGUUGCGGCAAAACAUCUGGUGUACAUGUAGCUACAAUAUAAAAAAUUUCAACUCAUUGAAUGCUUAUGCUUUCUUCUCAUGCCAUUGUCAUUUAACGGAAAAGUUCCUAAAUUCUUAAUUUCAUAAAUAUAUAUAAAGCACGUA
This is a messenger RNA of Malus domestica (apple), 2838 nucleotides long. RefSeq lists its product as uncharacterized. The record is from RefSeq and is a predicted model, not a curated record. Lineage: Eukaryota; Viridiplantae; Streptophyta; Magnoliopsida; Rosales; Rosaceae.